AUGAAUGCCCUCCGGACUGCAUUUUUCUUUGCUCUAGGCCUCUGUAUUGCCCAGUCCUUAGACUACAAGGCACUCAACCAGUUCAGAAAUAUGAUCCUGUGUGUAAUGCCUGAUAGCUGGCCUGCUCUUGACUAUGCUGAUUAUGGCUGUUAUUGUGGAAUGGGGGGCUCUGGCACACCCAUGGAUGAUCUGGAUAGGUGCUGCCAGGUGCAUGACCAGUGUUACACUGAUGCUAUGCAGCACCCUGAAUGCUGGCCCAUCCUGGACAAUCCUUACACUGAGUUCUAUGACUAUAAUUGUGAUGACCAAAAUAAAAAGAUCACCUGUGGCAACAAUAACAAUGAAUGUGAGAUGUUCAUCUGUGGGUGUGACAGAAAGGCUGCUGAGUGUUUUGCAAGAUCUUCAUGGAAUCCUGAGCAUGAGCACCUUCCCAGUGACCAGUGUCAAUAAGACCUCUGCAAACAACUAUAUUGAACAAAGAAUUCAAUCUUUCAGAUAUGUCUAUCCUUUUAAAAGUGAUGUAACGCUCUUUCAGUGUAGAAAUAUUGUGAUGGUUAACAUGGGUAAUGUGAUUUAGUAUGGAGCAGCCUAUAACCAUCCAUAGCUUCCUACAUUCACUAAAUUGCCCAUCUUGGAUUGUAGUUGUGAUCCUGCAUUGUUUCCUCUGUUAUAUGACAUUUGCCGAAGUAUAAUCUUUAAAAAUUAUUGCCAAUAGAGAGCACUCUGCUCUACUUGUUUCCU
Molecule: messenger RNA, 741 nt
Organism: Neolamprologus brichardi
Lineage: Eukaryota; Metazoa; Chordata; Actinopteri; Cichliformes; Cichlidae
Product: phospholipase A2-like
Biological process (GO): phospholipid metabolic process; arachidonate secretion; lipid catabolic process
Molecular function (GO): phospholipid binding; calcium ion binding
Source: RefSeq, a predicted model, not a curated record